UCGACCGUUACUUCUUUGAUCUGCUCUGUAUUGAUAACAGCCUCUACGAAGAACUUGACACAACCAGCAAUGGAGACCAAUUACUCGUUCACAGAAGAUGAUAUGGAGAUUGAAGAUCGUCUCGGGUUCCCCAGAGCCUAUGCCCAGCUGUGUCGGGAACGUGGGUUUGGUCCCUAUUGCCAUGGCCCUCCGUACACUUUCAACCCCUAUCUGUUGCAACAGAACGAGGGUAUGAGGGCCGCAGAGUUGGAUCAGAUGUUCCCGGUUAUCGAUCCACGAGCAAAACCAACUGCGAAGCCAAAGAUUUUUGUGAAUCUCUUGUGGAAGCAGCUCAGCCAUCUUGGGAAUGCCGGCUUCGAUCCUGCAGUGAUUCGUGUAGACCCAUAUGGCAAUGUUCUAUAUUUCCAUGCAGAUUCAGCUUCUCCUCUCGCUUGGGAUAUCGAUCAUUGGUUUCCAUGUUCAAGGGGAGGACUGACUGUUCCAAGCAAUCUGAGGCUACUGCAGUGGCAAGUGUGCAAGAGGAAGCAUAACAAGUUAGAAUUUCUAGUUCCAUGGUGGGAUCUCCAGCUUGGGAUCUCUGUGAACCAGUUCUUAUCUAUAUUUGCAUCAUCAAACUCUGAUUUUAGGCACAGGGCAUUUUAUUUCUUGUUCUCAGAAGGUGAAAAUGAGGAACUAAAUGCUUCACAAACUGUAGAUUCACAUUCAUUUCCAAAACAUUUUGUUGAGUCCAAAGAGCAGGUAGGCCUUGCUCCAGCUGCCAUCGUUGCGUCUCGAAGUGCAUCUUAUGAUUCUUCAAUGGCUUUGAAAUCACUGGACUACAAUAGGCUGAUAAGGCCACACUCCCCGGCAUUCGCAGCUCGAAAGGCAAAAGGUGGUAUCUUGAAGGAAAAUGACUACCCAGAUUUUGUUACAAACCCAUACCAAGCAAUUGUCAUGGCUAGAGAUUCACUGAAACAAAGAGAAGAAAAUCAGAAGAUGCAAGGAGAAAUACAGAAACUGGACGAUGAAGUGAAUGAUUUGAAGACGAAGAACGAAGAAGAAAAGCUAACUAUCCAAGAGUUGGAGUUGACUCUCAUCAAACGUCGGAGAAGGGCAGAAAAGUGUAGGCGGCUGGCGGAGGCUCAAUGCUCAUAUAGGACCAUGUUAGAGAAGAUGAUUAGAGAUGCUAUGCACCAGAGUGUCAUUUAUAAGGAGCAGCUGAGAUUGAACCAGGCUGCAUCUAAUGCUCUCAUGGCAAGACUUGAAGCACAGAAGGCAAUUUGUGAUGCUGCAGAGAAAGAACUCCACAAGAAAUUUAAACAAAGAGACGAGCUCGAGAAACAGGUACGGCCUGAAUGGGAGCAAGCAAGGAAAAGAUCAAGAAUGGAUGAUGCAUCAUUUGAGGAGAGGAGGGAGAACAAAACUAUUCUUUAUUUGCCAGGAAUGAGGCCUAGAACUCCUUUGCAUAAGGAGCUGAGGGUGUUUCUAGAGGAGGAACAUAGAGCAUCAGAAGCUGGAUUAUCUUCUAAUGAAGAGAGAAGAAAGCACAAAGAAAUCGAAGUUGAACUGCAAAAACAUGCAAAAUAUGCCAUGGAACCGGAGCCUAACGAGCAAGAUAAACCAAUUCUUUCCUUGGAGAAUGAAACCCCCAUUGAGCAUAGGCUUCAAAUGUUGGAAAUAGAAGAAGGGAAGAGACAUAAAAUUCUAUGCCCAGUUCUCCAAGAACCAGAAAUUGAAGAAGAUGAAGAGAGCAGGAAGCAGCGCGGGAAAGGAAAUGUGGAGAGGUGGCUCCAAUUGCUGCUAGAAAAUAAUCAAGAGGAGGUGGAGCCUCAGAUUGAAAAUGAAGAAAAGUCGAGCAAGGCUGAUGAAACAAUUGCAAAGAUGAAUCUCAAGUACCCAAUAAGGGAGAUCAAACCAGAAUUUUCUGAAGGUGGAAACAAGGAUAAGCAGAAAGUUGGCAUAGAGGAUGAAGAGAAGAAGAAAGAAGAGGCAACUGAGAUAGAAGCCGCCAAAACACUAACAGAUAUAACCAAUGCAAGUGAAAAGGGCAGUGCCACUGAAGGCAUUGGCAGCAGAAAAAGCUUUGAAGGUGGUAAGGAAAGAAAAGAGAAGAAGAAUGGAAAGGAAAGAGUGCUGGUGAGGUCUGAGAGUGCCAGGACCUUUCGACGAAUUCCAUCUUCUCCAUCUUUGAUCUUGGGUAUGAAAAAAGGAGUUGACUGCAUAAGGAAGAAGCCAAUUGUGAGCAGUGAUGACGAUAUAGAUGAGGAUCAUGCCGUGGAGAACAGCUUCAUUAAGUCAUCCUUCAAAACAUUCAAGAAAGCAAUGAAAAUUUGAAAUCUGAUUCCAUUGUAUCUAGGCAGGCAUUUGUAUGGUGUUUUCAGGUUAUUUUUUUAUUUUUAUAAUUUUUUAAAGUGUGCUAGUAAUGGCUACUUGAGCUGUGAAUAAUUGUGUGAAGUGUAGAGCAUUAUAUUUCUUUGAUUGGUGCCAAAAGCUGUUCUGCCAGAUUUGAGAUAACAGCUUGUUUUUACAGA
This is a messenger RNA of Tripterygium wilfordii, 2510 nucleotides long. RefSeq lists its product as uncharacterized. The record is from RefSeq and is a predicted model, not a curated record. NCBI's taxonomy places the organism in Eukaryota, Viridiplantae, Streptophyta, Magnoliopsida, Celastrales, Celastraceae. The transcript has 7 exons. Bases 70 to 2313 code for a protein of 747 amino acids.